CGAGCUCGACCAGAAAGUCAGAAGUGUGUUUUUCGAAAGUGUGUGCGUUUCCUUCUCUAGCGGUUGUAUUUCUGGGUAUCUUGCGAACUUUUCGAGUGGUUAAAGAAGACUUUUGUUGUUGCUGUUGUUGUUGUUAAAACAGUCGACAUGGCGCUCACCGACGCAGACGUACAGAAACAGAUUAAACACAUGAUGGCCUUCAUUGAGCAAGAGGCCAGUGAGAAAGUGGAAGAGAUUCAUGCUAAGGCAGAAGAAGAGUUCAACAUUGAGAAAGGACGCCUGGUUCAGACUCAGAGGGUCAAGAUCAUGGAGUACUUCGAGAAGAAGGAGAAGCAGAUUGAACAGCAUAAGAAAAUUCAGAUGUCCAACCUAAUGAACCAAGCGAGGCUGAAGGUGCUGAAGGCCCGAGAUGACAUGAUCAAGGAGUUGUUAAAUGACGCUCGGCAGAGACUUGCAGAAGUUGCUCAGGACCCUGCUGAGUACUCUACGCUUUUAGAGGGUCUGGUGCUUCAGGGAUUUUACCGACUUCUGGAACCGAAAGUUACCAUCCGGUGCCGACAGCAGGAUGUAGACGUUGUCCAGGCUGCAGUUGAUAAGAGCAUUCCCAUCUACAAAGACGCAGUGAAAAGCAACAUCGUUGUCAAAAUUGACCAGGAACGUUUUCUCCCAUCUGGAGUGUGUGGAGGGGUUGAAUUGUACAACGACAAUGGGAAGAUCAAGGUCUGCAACACUUUGGAGAGCAGACUGGAGCUUAUAGCACAGCAGAUGAUGCCUGAAAUCAGGGUGAGCUUGUUCGGCGCCAACCCCAACCGCAAGUUUCUGGAUUAGUGUUGGACUCGAAGAGACGGGAAACGCCACGGGUGGAACAUUAAGGUGACCGUCGGGCAUCACAACAGUGGGUUUGUGGAUAUGAGAGACAAUGGACAUCUUUUUUUUUUUUUUUUUUUUCCUUUUUACCACUCUUCACAUUUUAUGAAGCCUUCUUUAUAUCUCAGGGGCAUUUCUUUUUUUUUUCUGUUUUCAACAGUUUCAGGUCAACUGUUACAUUUUAUUGUGCCAAAGAUGCCUUUUGUUGUUACAAACAAAUACACUGAGUGUGUUUGUGUGUGUUGAAAAUUAUGCUGAGCAAGUGUUUAAAGCAAUAAACAAACCAAAAAAAAAAAAAA
Messenger RNA from Salarias fasciatus (jewelled blenny), 1166 nucleotides. RefSeq names its product V-type proton ATPase subunit E 1-like. Gene Ontology annotation, cellular component: proton-transporting two-sector ATPase complex, catalytic domain. The record is from RefSeq and is a predicted model, not a curated record. Gene Ontology annotation, biological process: proton transmembrane transport. Gene Ontology annotation, molecular function: proton-transporting ATPase activity, rotational mechanism. The transcript has 9 exons. Lineage: Eukaryota; Metazoa; Chordata; Actinopteri; Blenniiformes; Blenniidae. The coding region runs from base 148 to 828 and encodes 226 amino acids.